Molecule: messenger RNA, 272 nt
Organism: Dentiscutata heterogama
Lineage: Eukaryota; Fungi; Glomeromycota; Glomeromycetes; Diversisporales; Gigasporaceae
Source: the annotation of a GenBank genome assembly
UUAAUAUUGAAUCCACACAAAGUUGGAUGAGUCAAUUUAGAAUUCCGUUACAACGUAUACCGAACAGAUUUGCUCAAGGUUCUGCAAAUGUCCAUGCCAGUAGUGAUGCAACAACUGGCUCUGGCUCGACUACGGCUCGCUAUAAUGGAGCUGAGCCGCCUUUUAGCCGAGCCAAGCCUACCAGAAUUAUUGCUCUGUCGGCUAACCUGGAACUUUACGAUUGGCUAAUGGUUCUAAUCCGGCUCCACGUAACACAAGCUGAACCAUCAACU